CAUUUAUAUAGAAUCUAAGAAGGUAUACCGGUUAUCUGUAUCAUCAAAUUUCAUGGGGGGUUCAAUUAGGAAAAAGAAAUAUCUAAAAAGGCUCUGUGGGAAGGGGAAAGAGGCAAUAAUGCAAAAGAAAAACGAUUGAGAAAUGUGGCUCUACCCCAUUUGGAAAAUGCAAAAUGGAAAGCAAAAACAGAAGUAGAAAGCAAGGGAAACACACAGAAAUUGAAAACUUAGCAUGUUCCCUAUUUAAGACACACACGAAGGAAGGUCCGCAGAGAACCUAGAGCCCAGCUCACAGUCGCCCCCUCAGCCAGGCCAGCAGCAUCUGCAAGAUCCCCAUGGCCCUGCCCUUUCCCUUCCCGCUGGCCCUGCUGGUGCUCAGCUGCAACUCCAUCUGCUCCCUGGCGUGUGACCUGCCUGAGACCCACAGCCUGGGUGACAGGAGGGCCUUGGCGCUCCUGGAACAGAUGAGGAGAAUCUCCCUUUUGUCCUGCCUGCGGGACAGAAAGGACUUCGGAUUCCCCCAGGAGGUGUUUGAUGGCAACCAGCUGCAGAAGGCUCAAGCCAUCUCUGUGGUCCACGAGAUGAUCCAGCAGACCUUCCGCCUCUUCAGCACGGAGAGCGCCUCUGCUGCCUGGGAUAAGACCCUCCUACACAAAUUCUGCAAUGGACUUUAUCAGCAGCUGAGUGACCUGAGAGCCUGUGUGAUGCCCGAGGUGGGGGCGGAAGAGGCUCCGCGGACCGAUGAGGACGACUCCAUCCUGGCUGUGAGGAGAUACUUCGAAAGAAUCACUCUCUACCUGCAAGAGAAGAAAUACAGCCCUUGUGCCUGGGAGGUUGUCAGAGCAGAAAUCAUGAGAUCCUUCCCUUGA
Messenger RNA from Manis javanica (Malayan pangolin), 869 nucleotides. Its product is annotated as interferon alpha-4-like. The record is from RefSeq and is a predicted model, not a curated record. Gene Ontology annotation, molecular function: cytokine receptor binding. Gene Ontology annotation, biological process: defense response. Gene Ontology annotation, cellular component: extracellular region. Lineage: Eukaryota; Metazoa; Chordata; Mammalia; Pholidota; Manidae.